Messenger RNA from Phytophthora sojae, 153 nucleotides. RefSeq lists its product as hypothetical. The record is from RefSeq and is a predicted model, not a curated record. The coding region runs from base 1 to 153 and encodes 50 amino acids. The transcript has a single exon. NCBI's taxonomy places the organism in Eukaryota, Oomycota, Peronosporomycetes, Peronosporales, Peronosporaceae.
AUGUCGUCGUUCGAGUCGCGCGACUGUCUAUCGCAAGCUUUCGUUGCCGCUGACGACCGCGUUGCCACUCAAACGCGAUCUCUAAGACUCACCAAGGACGACAACACCGAGGAAAGAGGAGUGAGGCGAAGUCACUAUGGUCGAAACUCGUAG